AUGGCACCAAAGAAGGAGGUGAAGAAGCCAGCCGCGGCCGCUGCCCCAGCCGCUGCCCCUGCCCCGGCACCUGCCCCUCCGCCUGCUCCAGCCAAACCCAAAGAAGAAAAAAUUGACCUCUCUGCCAUUAAGAGUACUAGUUGUUUCUUUCUUUCUCCCUUUCUCUCGCCUCUGCAGUCCUUCAGCGCUGACCAGAUUGCGGAAUUCAAGGAGGCGUUUCUCCUGUUUGACAGGACAGGCGAAUGCAAGAUCACCCUAAGCCAGGUUGGUGACGUCCUUCGGGCUCUGGGUACAAACCCCACCAACGCCGAGGUCAAGAAGGUUCUGGGAAACCCCACCAAUGAAGAGUUGAAUGCGAAGAAAAUUGAAUUUGAACAAUUUCUGCCCAUGAUGCAAGCUAUUUCCAACAACAAGGACCAGGGCAGCUAUGAAGAUUUUGUUGAGGGCCUGCGCGUCUUUGACAAGGAAGGGAACGGCACAGUCAUGGGCGCUGAACUCCGUCACGUCCUAGCCACACUGGGUGAAAGAAUGAAAGAGGAAGAAGUGGAAGCCCUGAUGGCAGGUCAAGAAGACUCCAAUGGCUGCAUCAACUAUGAAGCUUUCGUCAAGCACAUCAUGUCUAUCUAAAUGGCAGUCUCAAGAUCAUGCAUUGUUUGGGAAGACUGGCUGGAAACUCAUUUUAAUAACACCCAUGACCAACCGUCCAGAUCUGUUUACCAUCAUUUAGAAAAACAAUGUGGACCGUUCUAGACUGAAGGACUCCCUGAAUUUUUAUAUACGUUAUGUAUCUCUCUGAAUUGUAUUCACACCACACAAACCAAGUGUCUCCUGCUGACAAUCUUACAUCCAAGUACCCCUCUUUAUGUUCCACCAUGGGUCAUGAACAUCCUUAAAAUAAUAAAUCAAUAAAUAAUUUUGGUCAG
Molecule: messenger RNA, 923 nt
Organism: Diceros bicornis minor
Lineage: Eukaryota; Metazoa; Chordata; Mammalia; Perissodactyla; Rhinocerotidae
Gene: MYL1
Product: myosin light chain 1
Exons: 7
Coding region: 1-627 (208 amino acids)
Cellular component (GO): contractile muscle fiber; myosin II complex
Molecular function (GO): calcium ion binding
Source: RefSeq, a predicted model, not a curated record